This is a messenger RNA of Aspergillus versicolor CBS 583.65, 864 nucleotides long. RefSeq lists its product as uncharacterized. Bases 160 to 663 code for a protein of 167 amino acids. Gene Ontology annotation, biological process: endosome organization. The transcript has 2 exons. Gene Ontology annotation, cellular component: BLOC-1 complex. Lineage: Eukaryota; Fungi; Ascomycota; Eurotiomycetes; Eurotiales; Aspergillaceae. The record is from RefSeq and is a predicted model, not a curated record.
CCUUCUCCUUCUCCGUCUUCGUCUUCAGCCCGUUUGCCCACCCUCCUCCCGGCCCUGUCAUCAGCAUCAUGAGCCUCGGUCCGUCCCAACCUUUCACAUUGAGAUCGGCUGGCGAUUCCUAGACUUGUCGCGGUUGGAGCAUGUCUCUGCGCGGACCAAAUGUCCGUAGCCUCGAUUCCCGACACCUCGCUUGGCCUCACCUCCUCCGAGAUCCAGAUUCUGCGGCAGCAACAGCAAAUUGCUCUACAAGGUGGUCAUUCCGGCAAUGGGGCGUCCAGGGGCAGGGGCACUGGGCGUACGAGCAACUCCAGCUCGCGCGCAGCCAGUGCCGCCAGCAGCCACGGUCGAUUGCUGCUGGACCCCAUGAGUCUGCGGGCGCUUUCGCAUCAGUUGGACGGGCUUCAGCAGCAGAUUCAGAAUCGCCUCGAAUAUUUGGAGGAUCAAAUGCAACUUUCCAUACAAAAUAGUUAUGACCGGGCCGGAAACGUUAUUCGCAAUGCCGACGCCGAAAUCGCCCGUACUCGUGCGAUACUGACCUCAAUUGACGACUUGGAGAACGAGCUUGCGAAAAUCGGUCACAUCAGAGAAAUCGUGAAAACCUAUCGUGGCCGAAUAGAGGGUUUAGACCAACGCCUUGACCAAGCCGCACGUCGACGACGAUGAGGUAUUAAUACUCAAUAUAUGCACCUGAUUCCAUCAGCUUACGAUCUGCUACCCUGCGAUUUUACGACUGUCCAUCCAAUCCUUCCCAUUUCCCUUGUGAUCUACUCUUUGAAGAACAUAUUCUUACCGGCCCUGGAGGCGCUUUACUUUCGAAUCCGUGCCUCUACCCAGGCACCUGAUUCGCCCAAUGAAUUUUCCCUA